AUGGAGACCGGCCAUGCAGAACUUGCCGGGCAACUGAGAACCCUUGUGUCUUCUCGGCCAGAAGAAGAGAGGCGAGACACUAGUAAGAGAGCAAUCCUCGAAUCUUUCGGUUACUAUCAAAUGCGAGAAUUGACCGACGUUGCUCUACAACAACUCUACUGGGCUUGUCGAAGAAGAACCGGCUUUCCGGGAGACAUCCCAGACGAGUCGAAAGGAGGGGUCUCGACCGACGACAUCUUGAAAGGGCUGGGUCUCAUGAAGCCCGAGUUCGACGAGCUGAAUUUUCCAAAGGAGACGGAACCAUUGAUGCGCAGCACCUGCCAUGGCGCAGGGCAGGUGCAACAGAGACGCUUCCACGCCAUCACUCCGUGUGAUGAUACCAACUACGUGGAGAAGCAGUCCGUCGCGUCGACCGGGUCGACGUCCAGCAGCAGCCCUCAAACAGCCAACGAAUCAGUGCAAACAAGCAUCACCACUAACACUCGCCAUUACACUAACACCCACCUGCCCUUCGCAUCCGACGUUGUUCGCACGCCGCCGUCCGAGGAGAUCGACAUGAAGGCCCAGUUUGAGCUGGCGUCUUCGCUCUCGCCCGCACCUCGACCUGGACGCGUCAAGAAUCGGACGCACUCUCGGGACGGACCCCUUUUUAACACCCAGGAGCACGUCAUGGAACCGCACCUGGACGUCGAUGCUUUCGUCGACAUGAGUCUCUGCACAUCCCCCACGCUGCAGCCACACCCUCAAUACUAUGGCCAGUCCACCAUGUCCUUCAGCAUGCCGGAGAUGGCCAUGCUGCCGCAGUUGCCCCUGGAGCAACAGGCCCAACAGCCUUCCCGCGAUCUCGUAUACGACAGUUACCUGUCAGCGUGGCCUGGGCCUGUGGCGACCGGUCAUCGAUCGUCGGCGCCUGGAUGA
Cladophialophora bantiana CBS 173.52 is the source of this 918-nucleotide messenger RNA. RefSeq lists its product as uncharacterized. The coding region runs from base 1 to 918 and encodes 305 amino acids. The record is from RefSeq and is a predicted model, not a curated record. Lineage: Eukaryota; Fungi; Ascomycota; Eurotiomycetes; Chaetothyriales; Herpotrichiellaceae. The transcript has 2 exons.